UGGAGGAGGAGGCGGCGGAGGAGGCGGACGCGGACGUGGCGGCGGCGCUGGGCUGCGUACCGGGCACGGCGGCCGACCUGCGCGCCGUCUGCAGCAUUGAUAUGUUAAUGUCUUCUGAAAAGGAAGAGGACCCAGAUGUUAUUCCUGAAGAUAGCAGUCUGCUCACUCUUCGAAUUAGAAAGAAGGCCUUAGAAAGGAGAGAAGAAACAAUUAUUGUGGAUCGGGCUUGCAGACAGGAAACUCUUACCUAUGAGAUGGAGUCACUUGCGACUGGAAAGAGGCCAGACAAUCCAACAGAUCUAGUUGAGGAGGGAGAACUACUUUUAACCCUGAACAUCUUUUAUCCUGUUAUAUUUCAGAAGCAUAAGGAUCACAAACCCUACCAAACAGUCCUUGUAUUGGGCAGCCAGAAGCUCACUGAGCUGAGAGACUCGAUUUCCUGCGUCAGUGACCUCCAGAUAGGUGGUGAGUUCAGCAGUCAGCCAGAUCAAGCACCAGAGCACAUCAGCAAGGAUCUCUACAAAUCUGCCUUCUUCUAUUUUGAAGGCAUCUUCUAUAAUGAUAAAAGAUACCCAGAGUGCAGAGAUCUGAGCAGGACAAUUAUAGAGUGGUCAGAAUCUCAUGACAGAGGCUAUGAGAAUCUUCGGUCUGUUAAGAUGGAGGAUUAUGUUUUUAAUGAUUUAUACCUCAAAAUUGGCUUUCCAUACCUUUACUGCCACCAAGGGAACUGUGAACACAUCAUUAUAAUCACAGAUAUAAGGCUUGUUCAUCAUGAUGACUGUCUGGAUAGGACUUUAUAUCCCUUGCUGAUCAAGAAGCAUUGGUUAUGUACCAGAAAAUGCUUUGUGUGCAACAUGUAUACAGCAAGGUGGGUAACCAACAGAGACAGUCUGGCACCAGAGGAUCCUUGUUUCUUCUGUGAUGUCUGUUUUCGGAUGCUCCAUUACGAUGCAGAAGGCAAUAAACUGGGGGAGUUUCUUGCAUAUCCUUACGUUGAUCCUGGGAUUUUCAACUGAAACUGACUUGUGCCAGGAUUAAUUCAGUGAAUGACAUUGUUGAAUCUGUUGCUCUGGCUGUUAAAACCACUGGAAAGCUUGAGGUUUGAGCAUACUGUGGGAUCUUAAGUUAGGCUUGUAAUCAUCUCCCGUGAGCUGGAAGGAGUCCUUUGCACUUGAAGUCUAUCUCGUGUGUUUUUCUGAGUAAGUAUGAUUUUAUAGAUAGGUUGGCAUGGAAAAAUAUAGUACACUUUUGCAACAUGCAAACAUACAGUAGUUUGGAUGCUAUGGACUGUAAAAUGUGGAUGUUUGAGAGUGCCUGGUGAAAGAAACUAUGAUUUUGAGAAGCUCUGUGUAUCCAAGGCUCUGUAAACAUUUGAGCAUGAGAACAUGAUUUGUAUUUAUCUUACCUUGAAAUCUUAGGCAAGUGCCAUAUUUGAACAAGGGUGGAUGGUACUGAAUUUGUAAGGAGGAGAACGCUUUCUGAGAGAGAAGCUCAGAAUGCUGGAACUCUUCAGUCUUUCCUGCAAAUGAAAGCCCACAUCUGAAGGCUUCUGCUGUCCCUGGUUUCUGACUCUGAGGACUGAUUCAAUAAAGAGGAAACUACGUUUCACCAUUAUUCACUACUGAAUUGUAUCUUGCCUUUUAAAUAAUUUUGUCAACUGUUUACAGUGUAUGCAGUGUUCAUUGUGCCCUUUUUUUUAGUAUCGUUCUGUUACUGUAAGUAAUGGGGCUUUUUUUAUUAAAAUGUGGCAAAUUUGUAGUUCCUAAUCUCUUUUUAAACUGAAAAUCUGUCAAGACAGGAUAUUCUUUUUUAUUAAAGUCUUCUGGAAUUAAGAGGAUGUUAGCAGAGAUCUUUGUUGUUUAGGAAAGUUAGUGCUAUCUGCUUUUCUUUUGGAAACUUCAGCUAGUUCUGGUUGGGGGAAUACAGCCUGUUCUGACAAUUCUGAUACAGAAAAGUGACAAACUGAAUCCUGUUCAGGUCCUGUAGCUGCAGAUCUGCCAGUGCUGACUUGAUUAUCUUAGAUGUCUUGAAACAAAGGUAUCUGAAGCACUUGCAAGACUCCACUAAUCAUUCCCUUAUCUUACUGCUUUCUGAUGGUGUAUAAAGUCAUAUUUAAAUACUAAUAUAAAUCCAUUUGUUUUUUAGGAACAAUAAAAUUUUUUUUUCCUGUCUUGUAAACCAGCC
Cyanistes caeruleus (blue tit) is the source of this 2184-nucleotide messenger RNA. RefSeq names its product small nuclear RNA activating complex polypeptide 3 (gene SNAPC3). Gene Ontology annotation, biological process: snRNA transcription by RNA polymerase II; snRNA transcription by RNA polymerase III. NCBI's taxonomy places the organism in Eukaryota, Metazoa, Chordata, Aves, Passeriformes, Paridae. Gene Ontology annotation, molecular function: bent DNA binding; core promoter sequence-specific DNA binding; RNA polymerase II cis-regulatory region sequence-specific DNA binding. The record is from RefSeq and is a predicted model, not a curated record. Gene Ontology annotation, cellular component: snRNA-activating protein complex.